This is a messenger RNA of Hyalella azteca, 546 nucleotides long. Its product is annotated as 60S ribosomal protein L22. Gene Ontology annotation, biological process: cytoplasmic translation. The coding region runs from base 141 to 527 and encodes 128 amino acids. The record is from RefSeq and is a predicted model, not a curated record. NCBI's taxonomy places the organism in Eukaryota, Metazoa, Arthropoda, Malacostraca, Amphipoda, Hyalellidae. The transcript has 4 exons. Gene Ontology annotation, molecular function: RNA binding; structural constituent of ribosome. Gene Ontology annotation, cellular component: ribosome.
CCUCUGAAUGGCAAUUCUCAUUGUCCUGCCUGAUGUCUUCAGGUCUAAACGUGGUUUCUGGUCUCUCCGCAAUCCGCACAAACCACAUUGAAGUGUAAAUACCUAACAGCUGAAGAAUCUGAAUCUGCGCUCCAUAUACAAUGCCUCCUCCAAAGACAAAAGUGGUUGUUCCCACCAAAGGUCCCUUGCACUCCUACAUAAUUGAUUGCUCAGCUCCAGCAAAGGAUGGCAUUCUCAACUCGGUUGACUUUAAACGGUACUUGGAUCAGAACUUCAAAGUCAAUGGCAAGAGACACAACCUGGAGAACAUCACAUUAGGAUUAAAUGAAGAAGCCCACACAAUUUCUGUUGAGUCAACCAUACCAAUCACAAAAAAGUACGUUAAAUACCUGACACAAAAAUAUCUGUGUAAACACCACAUGCGGGACUGGGUUCGAGUCCUCUCGACUGGCCACAACAGUAGCACCUACGUCCUCAAGUACUACAAGAUACUUAACGAUGACGACGACGGAGACGAGAGCGAUUAAACCGUACUGUUGUAUUUGG